This is a messenger RNA of Glycine soja, 598 nucleotides long. Its product is annotated as 40S ribosomal protein S21-like. The coding region runs from base 142 to 390 and encodes 82 amino acids. The transcript is spliced from 4 exons. Lineage: Eukaryota; Viridiplantae; Streptophyta; Magnoliopsida; Fabales; Fabaceae. Gene Ontology annotation, biological process: endonucleolytic cleavage in ITS1 to separate SSU-rRNA from 5.8S rRNA and LSU-rRNA from tricistronic rRNA transcript (SSU-rRNA, 5.8S rRNA, LSU-rRNA); translation; endonucleolytic cleavage to generate mature 3'-end of SSU-rRNA from (SSU-rRNA, 5.8S rRNA, LSU-rRNA). Gene Ontology annotation, molecular function: structural constituent of ribosome. The record is from RefSeq and is a predicted model, not a curated record. Gene Ontology annotation, cellular component: ribosome; cytosolic small ribosomal subunit.
GCCCAGCCCAAAAUCAGAAUCCUAGGGUUUGGGAUUUAUAUCCAUGGUGUCUCCCCCAAUGCCUCCUCUACCGCAUUAGCACUCGUCUUUGGUUCUGGUUUAUAGAUCUCUGUGAAGUCGCUUUAUAACACUCAACCUAAGAUGCAGAACGAGGAAGGACAGAUCACCGAGCUUUACAUUCCUAGGAAGUGCUCUGCCACAAACCGAUUGAUUACCGCUAAGGACCAUGCUUCGGUUCAGGUUAACAUUGGGCAUGUGGAUGAGAAUGGCGUCUACAAUGGCCAUUUCUCCACUUUUGCUCUCUGCGGCUUCAUCCGUGCUCAGGGUGAUGCUGACAGUGCCCUAGAUCGCUUGUGGCAGAAGAAGAAAGUUGAAGUUAAGCAACAGUAGACACCCAUGAUAGUUUGUUACUUUGCUAUGUAUUAAUUUCUACGCUUGCUAGAGAUAUUUGAGUACUAUGAUUGUCGUCUUGAGCAAAUACUCAUUCUAAAUUUUCGUUGGUAUUUGGUACCGCCAGCUAAAUUUGCUUUUUUGACAGUUUGCCAGUGCGUUGAUAAAUAUUUGGUUGUCUUAUAUUUCAAUCAUAGAUUUUUUGUUA